AUGUCUCUUAGCAAGUUGGGCGUUUUUGCCCAGUUGGCGCUGGCCGCCAGCGCCGUGCUCAUCCCUUCUACCAUGACAACUGCGGAAGAGCUCGGGGACGACCACGCUUUUGAAUCUCUCGCCAUCAACCCCAGCCAGCGGUCUGUUGCGCUAGCAUGUCCUGGUUGCGCCUUUGCGACAUAUGAUGGAGAAACUCUUAAAUGGAAGGCUGACGCUGGAAAUGCCUUUCGCCUGGACUUCGACGUUGGACCUCAGGGCAACGCCCUAAACCUGGACAACUCCCAACUAUACCCGCCGUCGUUUGGCUUCGCUUCUGAGCCCUACCAUGUUGUACAAGUUGAUCCUACCUCCGGAGACGGCAUGCGCCUACGCAUCACCAGCUACGAGUUCCGCUACGAUGGUGCGGAGACCAUCUCAGAGGAGGGCACCGAGCUCCUGCCGAUGACCUUCCAAAUCACCUCUGUCGAAGGCACCGCUGUCAACCCUCCCGCGCUCCAGAUCAACGUAUUGAAGAACUCCGAAGGUCGCCUCAUGAUCGCAUCUUUCAACGAGGCCCAGCCUAGCCCGGCUACACCAACAGACAAGGAGUGCAAUGAGUGGCCGCUCUACUGCAAGUGGAAGAAGAUUAUGGAAGACCGCAUCGAGCAAAUCAAGGACAUGCGCAAGCCCCGCCCCGGCUGCCACAAGCGACCCCACCCUGGUGCCCGUCCCAACAACCCCAUGGAGCAUGAGACCAUGGUUGGCAAGCCUCCGCACCGCUUCCGCCCUGGCAAGCCUCACCCGCACCACCGUCCUCACCACAUGAGCCACCACGGCCAUCAUGGUCACCACCACCGCUUCUCCAUGUUCGUUCGUCGCGCCUUCUUCACUAUCUUCGUCCCUAUUCUCAUUGGUAUCUUCGCUGGUACCCUUACAUACCUUGUGGGUAUGGCCCUUGGAUGUCUCAUUGCCAUCACUGUCGCCAAGUUCCGUGGCCAGCGCUACCAGCCGAUUGCUCUUGACGAGGAAGAUGUAGAGGAUGCAGAAGAGCACGGAGAGAAGGAGGAAUAUGCUGAGCUCCCUGCAUACGACGCCCCUCCUGUAUACGAGGAGGCUACCGUUGAGGAGACUGCGAAGGAGGCCAAUGAGUCAAAUUAA
Messenger RNA from Alternaria arborescens, 1137 nucleotides. RefSeq lists its product as hypothetical. NCBI's taxonomy places the organism in Eukaryota, Fungi, Ascomycota, Dothideomycetes, Pleosporales, Pleosporaceae. The transcript is spliced from 2 exons. The record is from RefSeq and is a predicted model, not a curated record. The coding region runs from base 1 to 1137 and encodes 378 amino acids.